Molecule: messenger RNA, 1470 nt
Organism: Angiostrongylus costaricensis
Lineage: Eukaryota; Metazoa; Nematoda; Chromadorea; Rhabditida; Metastrongylidae
Source: the annotation of a GenBank genome assembly
AUGUGGAUGUUCGUUGUCGAGGCAUUCGAGCCAUUAUUAGUAAUUCCGCGGAAUGUUAAAUCACGCAAAGCUUCUGUGGGACCGGUCGAAAUCGAAUGUGUUUGUCUAUGGGAUUAUUUCGGUGGCGAUACAUGUAUGGAUGUGAAUUGUUGGGCUGGUACUGAAAUGAAUGUCGUCGCUGAAGAAUACCAAAUCCGCCCAUUGUCGAAAAGUGAGUAUCUACGUCUACCACUUCGAUGGAGUUUAGUGAGAAUAGUUGGCGAUCAGCCACAAGCGGCACUCGGUUUGAUUCCCAGCUGUUGGCUAGUGGCGAAAAAAUUCGUACACGAAAAUCCUGGACUUUUUUCUUAUCCAUAUUGGUAUUUGGGAAUUUGUAACGUUGACACCGCUUACAAUCAUCUAAUUAGCGAUCGCUCAGCACAGCGACCAGGAGUGUUCGUAAUAUUUUCGCCAGUUUGCAUGAAUCCUGAUCCAAACGAUUAUCGCCCAUUCUUAUUGAUGAUGCUAUGCGAGGCAGCAAAAAGAACGACUAAGCUUCAAGAUGACGUCAUUGAAAGGGAAAGAUAUGGUGAACUGUGGAACGUUUAUUUUCAGAUUCUUACCAUAACCAGAUCAAUAUCUGGUCACUAUGAACUCUUUGGUAAUCGGUACAAUACGCUUUAUGAUUUGGUUUAUCAUCUUUCUCAAACUAAAUCUGAGCUGCCGCAUAAAUUAUUGUACGGAACUCUGUCUAAGGUAGGAAAUAUCGAACGGAAAAUAUCAAACUUUCAUUUCGUAAAGAUCUUAAUAUUAAGUGGAUUUUUUCAGCAACUCAAGCAUCCAAAUGUCGUGCGAUUUUUUGGAUUCUCAUUAGAAGCGGCUGAAAGUAAUAUCUUACUAAUCUUUGAGAUGAUGGACAAAGGCGCAUUGGAUUCAUUUUGUCGCAUCAACUACCAAAUAAGCGUCAACGAAACUGUGGAUUGGUUGUGUCAAAUCGCCAGAGGUAUGGCUCAUCUCCAUGCUCAGAUUCCCGUCAUUGUUCAUGGCGAUUUGGCAGCACGAAAUGUGCUAGUGUGCAGUCACCCCAUUGACGUUACCAGAUAUAUCCUAAAAAUCACCGACUUCGGUAUAUCGAAACGAACACGUAGCGAAACAUUCGCCACCUAUGAUGAUCCCAACAAAAUUCCAUUCAAAUGGUUACCGCCAGAGGUGUUGAAAAGUCGUGAGAUGACACCGAAAGCGGACGUAUGGUCGUACGGCGUGCUUGCUCAUGAGUUGUACGGUAUCGGUGAGCCAUACGGUAUGUUGGGACCGGAAAAGGUUAUACAUGCUCUAAACGACGGACAUCGUUUCGAAAGGCAGCCAAAGAUGCCGCAUUUCGUCUAUGACGUCGUACUACAAUGCUGGAGACGACUACCAGUGGAUAGGCCACAUUUUCGGUUAGUGAUUAUUUUAUUGCAUGUUGAUGAUAUAUUUGUCAAAGUGACAUAA